AUGAGCGGGGUGAAUAGACGUGGUAGCAAAGAGGAGGGAGGGAAAAAUGGCGGCGCUGCAUUUAACACAUCAGGGGAGAGUAGCAGUAUGUAUCAAACUAGUUCAAAGGAAGGGAAUAAUAAGUUCCUGUAUAAUAAUGGAAAUUAUGGAGGGUAUGGAACUCCAGGAAGUGGGCUAAGUACUCUGCAGAAUUUUAGCACACUGAAUAGCCCCCCAAAUGUUUAUCAAAAUAGUUAUCAAAAUACAUAUCCCGGUGGUGGUUACCAAAAUAUGACUUACCAAAUGGGUGGGUACCAAGGCGGUGGGAACCCAAGUGGAAGUUACGGAAACUACGAAAGUGGUAAUUACCUUUACAGUAAGAAUAAGAAUUAUUACUCCAAUUUUAACAACUACGGGGAUAACAGCAGUUACAAUAAUGCAAAGGAUUGUAGCAACAUAGGGGUCGGUGUAGGGAAAAGAACCAACAAUAUAAGUAGCGCAAAGGAAGUGCAUGAAGAGGAGGCGAAGAAAAAUGAGGAUAAUAAUGAUCCAGUAUGUAAUAACGUAAAUAAGGAUGAUAAGUAUGUAGAGAUGUACAUUAACAAGGUGAAAGAGAUAUACUACUUUCACGUGUUUUAUCAUUAUCUAAAGUUAGGGUAUCCAGAAAAGGAAGCGUCGAUGGAAUCGAAGAAAUAUAUUUUCAUAACGUUGAGUAGAUAUUUUCUGUUAGUUAAAAAUGCCAUUUUGUCAUCAGCAGAAUCUAUAAAACAAAUAAAUAAUUGUGUGUGCUCAAACCUUUCCUACUAUCAGCAACAGACAAAUCUGCAAGAAUUUUUACUCAAUCAGCAGGUAAAUUUGCAAGGGAUGAAUUUAGGAUCUUUAAAUAUUGGGAAUAUAAAUUUGCCUUUGAGUGACCACGAAAAAUUGGAGGAUUUGUCUAAGGUAAAUUCUGGUGAAGUUGGUAGUGCAGAACAACACCCUAUGGGAGGUGCAGCAAAAGGGAGUAGCUCGACUGACAUACAGGGUGGAGGUAAUCCAAGCAAUGUGUACAAUUUUAAGGCGGAAAAAAUUAACAAUAUGAUUGACUCGAUAGAAGAAAUGAAAAAAUUAAACAAAAAUAAAAAAAUGAAUAUUUACAAUUAUGAUGAACAGACCAGUGGAACAUGUGGAGAAAACGAUAAUGGCAUAAUGAACUCGAAUAACAAUGGAAAGGAAUAUUCCUUUAAUAAUAAUGAAGAAGCGAAGAAGAAAAUAAGCUUUACUUUAAACAAAUCGAAAAAUAAAUUAUUUCAAAUGUAUAACAGGGUAGGGAAUGACCCAAGCAGGAGGAUUGCCACCAAUGAUGAGGUCGAUCAGGCUAGUAGACAUUUGGGUGAUGAAGGUAGGAACAAUAAGCGGAAUAUGCAGUCUAGUAUAUAUCCUGCCAAUGCAGUUACAAUGCAGGAUACAAGCAAUAUCACAAGGAAUAACUUUGUGAAUAUGUUCAUGUAUGAUCAGGAGCGCCUUCGUAAUGAAGGGAGUGGCCCAAUGAUCAGUGAUGUGAAGAGCGGGAAUGGCAUUACAGAGGGAGUUCAGAUGAAACCGGGGCCAAGCGGGUAUGCGAAUCGAGGAGUGGAGAAUAAUGCACAUGUUGGAUUUAACCACAACCAGGUUGGUACUUACUCAGGUGGAGACGAGGCAAAAGGGAGCAAGACUGAUUGCUUCCUUAACAAUCAAGGAGUGAAGGUGAACGAUGAAAGUGUUCUGAACAACAAGUACAAAAGGAAUAGUACAUCUGGUUUUAACAGGAUGAGCGGUAUGUCACAUGAUAGAGACAUUAACGGAAAUGAUAAGAAAUUAUAUGGCAAUGUUAGUUAUUCCUCGUAUGGGCGGGAUGGCGAUUCUUCUCCAUUCCCAAAUGGAAUGAAUAUGAAGGGCAAUUAUGAGGCUAGUAAUAAUCUCCUUGGUCGAAUGGGCCAUCGAGCAUCGGAUGACAAGGAGCAGUUCGUGCAAGGCUCUAAGCAGCGGUAUGACGGAAAGCGUACGAUUGGCGAUGAAGGCAACGACAUGGAAGAGCGGGAGCAAAUGCUGCAACAUGGCAAGGAUAAUCGGUUUGGUAAAGAUGUGAACGACACAGGUCGCUCGGUAAAUCAGAUGAUCAGGAAACAAGUAAGUGGUAGGUAUAGAAUGCAGAAGGAUGGUAUUCGGGAAGGAGAGGAUCUGGAUAGGGGAAAUGGGGGUAUAUACAAUGAUGGGGAUUAUGACGGGGAUAAUCUGGGCAGUGGUAUUUAUACCAGCGGUAGUAGGAAGUACCCCGAAAUUCCGAGGGCUCAUAAGACAACCGGGGAGGAGGAAUCCCUCGAUGAAGUGAAAAAGUGUGAUACCUUUAAGAUGUAUAUAAAUAACAUACAGGAGGAGUUUAAGGAGGAAUGCAAGAACAUCGAAUUUUCGAAGAUGUUAAGAGAAUUCACAAGUAGAUUAAUGACAUGGAACAGGAAGAGAGGCGCGAACACGAGGUUCUGGAGGUUCAACGUGAUGCCAACGAAGGAGGAUAUUUUAUCCAUGGACAUUCUCUUUUUCACGCGCAGAAAAUCCAAAAAGCGGUAUGCGCAGAACGACGAGGACAACGACAUGGAGUACGGAAUCAAUUUCGGUGACAAGAAGAAGAAGUUAAGCGCAGAGGAAAUUGAGAGUAGGGAUAGGAGAUUGGAAAAGUAUGGGGAUCUUUCCAAAGGAAGGAAGAACGAACAGUGGGACAAUUCCUUCCACAUUGAUUACAACGGAUCGUACGAAAUGAAUCAUACUGAUUACAACACUUUGGAAAGGUUGCUUGAUAAGUACAACUUUUCUAGCUGUUACAAGAAUAAGAAUUUCGUUGGGUUGUGUAAGAACAUACAAAAAUUUUUUUUCAGAUUGACAUCUCUUCCGGAGAGGAAAAAUGUGAGGAGCUUCUCCGUACUUAAGUGCACAUACGCGUAUGUCCUGCACAAGUACAACCAAGAUAGGAACUACAAGUACAUCAACGAGCAGUUCAGGUCCAUGCGCCAAGACAUGAAUAUACAGAACAUCUUCCACGACGAUGUUAUCAACAUAUACGAGACGAAUAUCAGAAUAUGUAUCGUGAACAACGACCUCUUCCAGUUUCUGCAAUGCAUCAAUAAACUGUUUGAGCUUUACCAGAGGCUGAAUAUAAAGAAGUCUAAGGUGGAAUUUCUCUGUUACAAGCUUAUCUAUUUGACCCUUCAGAACAUGCACCAGGAGUUUCUCGUUGAAUACCUAACGCUCACCGACGAGGAAAAGAACCACGAAAAUGUGCAGCUGUGUUAUUACCUAAAUGAGUGUAUUAAGAACAAAAUGUAUUUAGUUAACAUUAACAUGGUAUCUCCCUUAGAUGACGAAGUCAACCAUUUAUAUAUAUAUAGGAGAGUAUUUAUCAACGAACAUAUUUUGACAUAUCUACCUAAUCUCAUGAGCUUGAACGAAAAUAAAGAUUUGAACGUUAACAUGGAUUUGUUGGUCCAGUUUGUGAAGGACCACAGUGAAAUAAAAAAUUAUGAUGUACCAGAAUGUGUCGAAGGUGGGGGUGUAAAGAAGAACGUUGUUAAGAUGCCCUACCUGACAAACUACCUGAUCGUUUUAUUCCUACCGAAGUACAGGCUGUUGGCACUGAUAAAUAUAUGCAUGACGAGCAUUAAGGUAGGAUUAUCGACCCUGACAAGGCUGCUAAACUUCGAGAACGACGAAACUUGUUUGAGUUUCCUACAAGAGGUAAACACUAUCAUGAAAAAUAACGAAGUGAUAAGUAAGCCCUCUCUGGACAACCUAAUGAAGUCGCCACUCUUGAAGAAUAAGUACAUUAACCAUAUCAGGUGA
This is a messenger RNA of Plasmodium knowlesi strain H, 3831 nucleotides long. RefSeq names its product SAC3 domain-containing protein, putative. Lineage: Eukaryota; Apicomplexa; Aconoidasida; Haemosporida; Plasmodiidae. The transcript has 5 exons. The record is from RefSeq and is a predicted model, not a curated record. Bases 1 to 3831 code for a protein of 1276 amino acids. Gene Ontology annotation, cellular component: nucleus.